Molecule: messenger RNA, 1175 nt
Organism: Hippocampus comes (tiger tail seahorse)
Lineage: Eukaryota; Metazoa; Chordata; Actinopteri; Syngnathiformes; Syngnathidae
Product: G-protein-signaling modulator 2-like
Exons: 8
Coding region: 78-1175 (365 amino acids)
Biological process (GO): establishment of mitotic spindle orientation
Cellular component (GO): cell cortex
Molecular function (GO): GDP-dissociation inhibitor activity; G-protein alpha-subunit binding
Source: RefSeq, a predicted model, not a curated record
UCUUUGCGCGUGCGCUUUUCAACGCAACCAUUUGGUCAGGAACAAAAUUAGGAUUUUCCCUCAUAUUAUGCACAGCAAUGGAUACCGACGGCUCCGUGAUUAGCACACGAGCCGAGGAUCAAUCCUUCCAUGUCCGCUACAGGAUGGAGGUGUCCUGCCUUGAGCUGGCGCUGGAGGGCGAGCGCCUCUGCAAGUUGGGCGACUACAGAGCCGGCGUAUCCUUCUUCGAAGCCGCCAUCCAGGUGGGCACGGAGGACCUGCAGGUGCUCAGCGCCAUCUACAGCCAGCUGGGCAACGCCUACUUCCACCUGCACGACUACGCCAAGGCGCUGGAGUUCCACCGGCACGACCUCACCUUGACCAGGACCAUCGGGGAUCUGCUCGGCGAGGCCAAAGCCAGCGGGAAUCUUGGCAAUACACUGAAGGUGCUGGGGAGGUUCGAUGAGGCCAUGGUGUGCUGUCAGAGGCACUUGGAGAUAGCGAGGGACAUCAGCGACAAGGUGGGUCAGGCGCGAGCUCUCUACAACUUUGGCAACGUGUAUCAUGCGAAAGGAAAAAGUAUUUGCUGGAGUGGAGCAGAGCCUGGAGAUUUCCCAGAAGACGUUAUGGCGGCGCUGAGGAAGGCCUCGGAAUAUUACGAGGCAAACCUGGUGCUCGUGCAGGAGCUUGGUGACCGGGCCGCCCAGGGUCGAACGUACGGCAACCUGGGUAACACUCACUACCUGCUGGGGAACUUUCGCAACGCCGUGGCGUCUCAUGAGCAGCGUCUCCUAAUAGCAAAGGAAUUUGGUGACCGCUCCGCGGAAAGACGUGCUUACUGCAACCUGGGCAACGCUUACAUCUUCCUCGGAGAGUUCGAAGUGGCCGCCGAGCAUUAUAAGAGGACGCUGCAGCUGGCGAGACAGCUGAAGGAUCGGGCGGUGGAGGCUCAGGCAUGCUACAGUUUGGGCAACACGUACACUCUGCUGCAGGACUACGAGAGAGCCAUCGACUACCACCUCAAACACCUCAUCAUAGCCCAGGACCUCAAUGACCGGAUUGGCGAAGGUCGAGCGUGCUGGAGUCUGGGAAACGCCCACACUGCACUUGGUAGCCACGACCAGGCUAUGCACUUUGCUGAGAAACACCUGGAGAUCUGCAGAGAGGUUUGUCAAGUCGCCCUUCAUCACACUUGA